AUCAGUGUCAACAAGGCGGCGGCGCGGUGACGGCUGAACCGGUGACUUGGGAAACGUUAUAUUUUUCCUUCUUUUACCUGUUUUUACGCCUUUUCCCUCAUAUGUAAGGUGUGUGGAGGGUUAUUUAAGGCGUUGUGGUGAUUUACAGUGAUGCAGCCCCGCCAACUAGCCAUGCGGGGCCGGAGCUGGGGCGGGGCCUGUCGCUGCAUCCUCCACCUGUACCUCCCCAUGUGUGCCCCGCCCCAGGUGACCCCACAGCUGGCCUGCCCACUCCACCUCAAACACACACCUGGGGGAGGAGGAGGAGGGAAGAGGGAGGUUGGAGAGGUAGACGAAGGGGAGGAAGGGUAUAGAUUUAAGCCCUUCAUCAGUAAACAGAGACAUGAAAGAGGAGGAGGGGGAGGAGGAGGAGGAGGAGGGGGAAUAGCAAAAGGGGAGAAGGAGGUAGAGGGGAAGGGCAUAGAAGAAGGGGAGGAAGGAUACAAGUUCGAGUCCUUCAUCGUCAGGUUCCAGCAAAUUCUCAUUGGACCCAAAAGCUACCCCAACCAUCGUCACCACCACCACCACCCAUCAGCCAAGGGGUACAAGGGGAAGCACUUUAAGAGGCCAUACACCAUUAGCCCAGUCCACCUCAAGCCUUACCAGACCUAUCAGACCUGCCACCCCAAGACCAUUAGCGGAAACCAGUCCGUUGAAUCUCCGUUAAGAAGUAAAAGUAGUCAAAAUGGGAAUGUUAAUAAAAACCAGGCUAUUGAAGUUCCAUUAGUGAGUAGGAAUAGUGAUGAUAAUGACACUACUACUACUACUACUACUAUUACUACUUCUACUACUACUACUAAUACUUCUACUGUCAAUUCAAAAGUGCUUUCAUCCAGAGAGACAGAGACACGGACCGCUAAUAUGCUACACAGCGAACCCUUCUUUGUCGCCUCCCUCUCCUCUGUACCUCUUUAUCCCACCACAGACAGAGUAGCCACAGACACACACAUACCCACAGACAUACCUCCCUUCCACAGACCAUCAGAAACACAAACACACACAGACACUUCCCACAGAAUACCAAAUGCACAGAUUCUCACAGCCACAGACACAGACACGAGGGAGGAUAAGGAACAGACACUCACAGACAGCCUCCACAGAACGGAACAGACACUAACAGCCACAGUAAGGGAGGAGGAAAGGGAAGCAAAGGGCAACAUACUAGUACAAGAAAUAAAGGGAGAGAUUGCAAUGGUAGGAGAAAGGGAGGGAAAAUGCAUAGAAAGGGAGGAGGAAAGGAGGGAGAGAAUGGGUGUGAUUGUACAAAAAAGAAAGGGAGAGGGAGAGAUUUUAGGAGAAAGGGAGAUGGAAGAAAAGGUACUGGAAGGAAGGGAGAGAAAGAAAGAUGAGAUGGAGAGAAAGGAGGAAAAAAGGGCCAUGUUGGAGGGAAAGGGAGGAGAAAUAAGGGAGGAAAAGGUGGAGGGAAAAGAAGAAAGGGAGAAAAAGAUGGAAGAAAGAGAAGGAAGGAAAGAAAGGGAGAAGAAGAUUAACAAGAUAAAGGUACAAGAGUCCGUCACAGUGGAGGAGGAGGAGGAGGAAGAAGAAGAGGAGGAGGAGGAGGGUGGAAGAGGAAGAAGAGGAGGUGGAGUGGGUGAGCUGGGUGGAAGCGAGCGGGUGUUGGUGUGCCUCAUCCUGGACGCUGUGCCCAAGAGUGCCAACCGAGACCAGCUGGAGGAGUGCCUAAGACAGAACACAGCGCCGCCCUUUGCCUUGCUGCGGCGGCUCUGUGCAACGGCGAGCAAGGAGGCGACGCCGGCCACUGUGGAGGCCGUCCAGCGGCUCACCCAGCGCCUGUACCCCCACCCCCACACCCAGCACCUCGGCUUUGACUACUACUGGGCCGGAGCGCUGUGCCAUGCGGGUGAGGUGGAGCGGAGCCUGGCCGUGCUGCUCCACCUGCACACCCACACACACCCCAAGCGGAGCCGCAAGGUGGGGAAUGUGACGCAGCUGGUCCUCUACCGCAUUGUGGAGGAGGAGAACGAGGAGAUGGUGGCACAGGCGGUGGACUUCGUGGACAAGGUGGCUAACGAUCUGGGUCACCUGGCGCCGGCACUGUCCCUCUGGAGUGCUACCUUCGUGAGCCCUUUGUUCAGGAUGCAGCAGGUCUCCGAGUGGCUAGUGGAGCGUCACCCCAAGCUGGUGCAGAGCCUGGAGCGGCGCCUGGAGGGGCUGGUGGAGAAGGCGGAGUGGGCGGCGGACCAGGACCUGCUCCAGCGCAUCCUCCAGCUCGCCCUCCACCACCAGCUGACCACGCACUACCCGACAGCUACUAACGCCCUCCUUCAGUUGCAGUGUGACGAGGGGGACCUGAGGGCAGCGGAGGAGACACUCAAGUUCGCGCAGCACAUGGGCGUCCGCGUCACCCCCAAGGCACUGCACCGUUUCCUGGCCCUCCUCAGCCAACACCGCCGCCCCAUACCCUUGGCACUGCUGGCCCUCAAGUACCAUCCGCCGCCCCCCCGCCCGGCCAUCCCCCCGCCAACACCACCCAAGUACAAGUUCUGAGGGUGGUGGGUGAUUUAUUUAUUUAUUCAUUUUUUUAGUAUACAAAAAAGAAUCAAAAGAGGUGGCCGAAAGAGAGGUCAGUUUCGGGAUGAAGGUUGUGUGAUGGGCAAGGAGAUGAGGGAGGAAUGGGUGCUGGGAAUGGGGAAGGGAAUUGUAUGUGAUGUGGGUCUCUCUCUCUCUCUCUCUCUCUCUCUCUCUCUCUCUCUCUCUCUCUCCUCACCACAGCUCACAGGACCCACAGGAUGUCACCCCACAGUAUGUCAACAAACCCCACAGACACAUACCCCCCCUCACUCUCUCUCACCCACCCACCCCACUUCACAGGACCCACAGGAUGUCAACAAACCCGACAGACACAUACCCCCCUCUCCCUCUCUCUCUCUCCCCCCCCCCAAAAAAAUAACUGUGAUAAGAUUUCCACUUAUUGUUACGUUCUCACACAAAUUAUGGCUGAAAAACAAUUAUAUCUUUCUCCAUUAAAUAAACUCACUAUUUAUAUACAUUUACAAGCAAUAUAUUAAGCUGUCUUCACUCAGCCGUAAGACAUUGUUAAGUUUGUCUUCCAACCCCACACAGACAUAAGUAAGCCAUUGUUUUCUUUGCCAUAAUUCGUGUCGAGAACCUCAUUGAUCAUUUAUUUAUUUAACAUUGUACAGAGAUUAAUAAAGACAGGAAUUUGUUA
Molecule: messenger RNA, 3229 nt
Organism: Eriocheir sinensis (Chinese mitten crab)
Lineage: Eukaryota; Metazoa; Arthropoda; Malacostraca; Decapoda; Varunidae
Exons: 7
Coding region: 151-2547 (798 amino acids)
Source: RefSeq, a predicted model, not a curated record